Messenger RNA from Striga hermonthica, 714 nucleotides. NCBI's taxonomy places the organism in Eukaryota, Viridiplantae, Streptophyta, Magnoliopsida, Lamiales, Orobanchaceae. The record is from the annotation of a GenBank genome assembly.
AUGAGUAACGGCGAGCUCCUCCAAAUUGACCCGCUCGAGCUCCAAUUCCCAUUCGAAUUGAGGAAGCAGAUCUCGUGUUCCAUGCAAUUAACCAACAAGUCCAAUAAUCAUGUUGCGUUCAAGGUUAAGACUACAAAUCCCAAGAAGUAUUGUGUGAGGCCGAACACAGGAGUGGUGAUGCCUCACUCUACCUGUGACGUUAUAGUCACUAUGCAAGCCCAAAAGGAGGCUCCACCAGACAUGCAAUGCAGGGAUAAAUUUCUCCUCCAGAGCGUGGUGGUGAGCCCGGGAGUUACCACAAAAGACAUUACACCUGAAAUGUUCAAUAAAGAGUCCGGGAAUCAAGUGGAUGAGUGUAAGCUGAAAGUUUCCUAUGUCUCGCCCCCUCAACCACCUUCUCCAGUGCGAGAAGGUUCGGAGGAAGGUUCUUCACCUAGGGCCUCGGUAUCUGACAAUGGGAAUGUGAAUCAAGCUUCUGAAUAUAAUUCGACAUCAAAAGCAUUUGUUGAAUCGAAGGAGAGCUCAUCGGAGGCUAAGGCCCUGAUUGCAAAGCUGACUGAGGAGAAAUAUUCUUAUAUUAGGCAGAAUCAGAAACUUGAGAAUGAACUGGAGCUGUUGAGACGUAAAAGCAACAGUGGUGGGAUCCCAUUUACGUACAUGAUCAUUGUUGGCUUAGUUGGAAUCCUGUUGGGCUAUCUUCUGAAGAGAACGUGA